AUGACUGGCGACUUCAGACCCGCGCUGAUAGUGGUAGACCUGCAGGAGGACUUCUGCCCUCCCAACGGUUCGCUCGCAGUGCCAGAGGGUCGCGAUAUCAUACCACUGGUCAAUAAGCUCCUGGCCUUGCCGUUUGUCAUCAAGAUCGCCACCAGAGACUGGCAUCCGCGCGACCACGUCUCCUUCGCCGCGAACCACGAGGGCAAGCAGCCCUACACGGACUUUGUCAAGAUCACCAACCCGAACAACGAAUCGGAGAGCUACGAGUCGAGACUGUGGCCCGUACACUGCGUGCAAGGUACCAAGGGCGCCGAGCUGGUACCCGAGCUGCACGAGAAGAUCGAUAAGAUCAUCGAGAAGGGCAUUGACUCUCGCGUCGAGAUGUACAGCCCGUUCUACGACCCCUUCACUUCGCCACGGGUAUUUGACAGCGGGCUCGCUGGAGUCUUGAGAGAGAACCAUGUGACGGAUGUGUAUGUGGUGGGCCUGGCGGCCGAUUACUGUGUAAAGAGCGCCGCGUUGGAUGCAGUGAAGGAGGGAUUCAAGACCUACCUGGUCGAGGACUGUACGCGGGCAGUUGAUGCGGCUGGGUGGCCCGAGUGCAAGAAGGGCAUCGAGGCCUCGGGCGCGAGGGUCGUCAGCAUGGAGGCGCCUGAGGUCCAACGCUUGAUGACCGCGCAGUCCAAUGCAUAG
This is a messenger RNA of Anthostomella pinea, 693 nucleotides long. The record is from the annotation of a GenBank genome assembly. Lineage: Eukaryota; Fungi; Ascomycota; Sordariomycetes; Xylariales; Xylariaceae.